GAUCACACACACACACACACACCUGACCCCCGCAGCGUCUCUGAGAGCUCACCUGGGGUCAGAGGGCGUCUGCAGGAUGGAGAGGCUGCUGAGGAGGUGCCGGAUCAGAAACUCUCUGGUCAGGGAAUGCCUGGCCGAAUGCCUCGGAGUUUACACCCUGAUUUUGUUUGGAUGCGGCACCGUCGCACAGGUGACGACGUCUCAAGAAAAAAAUGGCCAGUAUCUUUCGAUCAACCUUGGCUUUGCUUUGGGGGUGACGUUCGGGGUCUUUGUGUCCCGUGGAGUCUCAGGGGCUCACCUGAAUCCUGUGGUUACGCUCAGUUUGUGCGUUUUGGGCAGACAUCCAUGGAUGAAGCUCCCUUUCUAUACCUUUUCCCAAAUGUUUGGAGCCUUUCUGGGUGCAGCCACAGUUUUUCUGCAGUACUACGACGCCAUCUUGAGUUACGGCGGGGGUCAGCUGACGGUCACGGGUAAGACGGCUACAGCAGGAAUAUUCAGCACUUACCCAGCUGAAUACCUCAGUUUGGGGGGAGGCUUCUUGGACCAGGUGAUCGGCACCGCUGCUCUGCUACUGUGUGUCCUGGCUACAGGGGACCAGAGGAACACCUCCAUACCCGAUUAUCUUCAGCCCCUCCUGGCCGGAGCCACGAUCCUGGUUAUCGGCGUCUCCAUGGGCUCAAACAGCGGAUACGCCCUGAACCCGGCCAGAGAUUUUGGACCUCGCUUCUUUACUUACAUUGCUGGCUGGGGAGAUGACGUUUUCAGGGCUGGACGUGGUUGGUGGUGGGUACCGUUAGUCGCUCCCUGCAUCGGCGGUUUGGUAGGAACUCUGAUCUAUGAGCUGCUGGUUGAAGUCCAUCAUGCAUUCCUUCCUCCGGAGGAUCAGUCUUCAUGUCAAGAAACCACCGAGGGAAAGUCUCUGGAGCUGGAGGGAGUGGAACCAAGUGUUGGAAAGUCUGCAUAGCUGUCAGAUUGUGCUUUACCAAAGACUAAAGCUGACGUACUAAAGGAUCUGAUUGAGGAAGUCUGUUAUCAGACAAAACAAGCUAUCAGCCUUAGAAUUCCUUGGAAGAACCUUUACAGCUGUUUAAUGAUGAUCAUAAACCUAAUUUGUUAUUUCUGAGUAACCUAAGAGUCUGUUCAGAAACAGUUUAGUUCUGAACUUUAAUAAAAUCCAAAAACUGAAUCGGAA
This is a messenger RNA of Poecilia reticulata (guppy), 1192 nucleotides long. RefSeq names its product aquaporin 10b (gene aqp10b). Lineage: Eukaryota; Metazoa; Chordata; Actinopteri; Cyprinodontiformes; Poeciliidae. The record is from RefSeq and is a predicted model, not a curated record. Gene Ontology annotation, biological process: water transport; glycerol transmembrane transport. Gene Ontology annotation, cellular component: basolateral plasma membrane; plasma membrane. Gene Ontology annotation, molecular function: urea transmembrane transporter activity; water channel activity; glycerol channel activity.